CUCUCCUUCCUGCCCUGACUCAGCCGCUCUUACCUACCUGGGACUGCAGGUGUUAAUUUAGGGGCCCCUAGGCCCUGGUCUUAAUAGGUGCUGGGAGCAGAAACAUGAGAUCCGGGAGCCUCCUUCUUCUGGUGGCCCUCCUGGCUUUGGGAAACCAGCUGCCUGCUGCCGUGGGCAGAAGGAAGAUCGAGAAAUCGGGGGGCUGCCCGCCGGAUGACGCGCCCUGCCUCUCCGUCCCCGACCAGUGCAUGGAUGACAGCCAGUGUCCGUCCACCAUGAAAUGCUGCUCCCAGGCCUGCUUCCGCCAGUGCGUCCCCAGGGUCUCAGUAAAGCGGGGCCUCUGCCCCCAGGACCCCCUGCACUGCAUCAGCCCCGUGCAGCACCUCUGCCAUCGUGACUCCGACUGCUCGGGCGCCAAGAGGUGCUGCCUGGCCGCCUGUGGCAGAGACUGCCGCAGCCCCCUCAAAGGCUAAUUCUGGCUCCAGAUGCAAGGCUGGAUCUCAGGAUGGGGUCCCCAGCAGGAGGAGGUGACUACGGGGUCCAUCCUCCCAAGCCAGUGACUGAGUUGUCUCCACAUGACUCCAGAGGACACUCCCCCCUCACCCCUGCCUGACUUGGCCCCCACCAUGUCACUUCUGUGUCCGGGGUCUCCCCCUUCCAGCUCCCCCUCAAGCAGGCCCCUCCCGGGGAGCCCUGAUCGCUCUCACCAAGCACCCCCCACACACACUCCAGACCUGUUCUAAGCAGUUUUCUGAACAUCAGUCCUCCAGUCCUCCGGUGAUUCCCCCCUACCCCCUCCUCCUGGA
This is a messenger RNA of Sorex araneus (European shrew), 806 nucleotides long. It is a transcript of the gene WFDC5, whose product is annotated as WAP four-disulfide core domain 5. Gene Ontology annotation, cellular component: extracellular region. The coding region runs from base 105 to 473 and encodes 122 amino acids. The transcript is spliced from 4 exons. Gene Ontology annotation, molecular function: peptidase inhibitor activity. Gene Ontology annotation, biological process: antibacterial humoral response; innate immune response. The record is from RefSeq and is a predicted model, not a curated record. NCBI's taxonomy places the organism in Eukaryota, Metazoa, Chordata, Mammalia, Eulipotyphla, Soricidae.